Molecule: messenger RNA, 1227 nt
Organism: Zingiber officinale
Lineage: Eukaryota; Viridiplantae; Streptophyta; Magnoliopsida; Zingiberales; Zingiberaceae
Product: pantothenate kinase 2-like
Exons: 10
Coding region: 1-912 (303 amino acids)
Biological process (GO): coenzyme A biosynthetic process
Cellular component (GO): nucleus; cytosol
Molecular function (GO): pantothenate kinase activity; ATP binding
Source: RefSeq, a predicted model, not a curated record
AUGGUGGCACUGGAAGAUACUAGAAGGGAUUUUGUGACAGGGGUUCUGAAUGGAUUGAUGGAAAAUGAGGCUUCUCUUGCUGUUUUACCUGACCUUCUUAUGGAACUUGACAGUAUGAAUGAGGAAGAUAGAUUGCUUGCUCUUAUAGAAGGUGUUCUUGCUGCAAAUAUCUUUGAUUGGGGAUCUCGUGCAUGUGUUGACCUUUAUCACAAGGGAACAAUUAUUGAAAUAUAUAGGAUGAGCCGCAAAAAGAUGCAACGUCCAUGGCGGGUGGAUGACUUCGAUAUUUUCAAGAAAAGAAUGCUUGGUUCUGGGGAUGAGAAACCCAAUCCAUACAAAAGAGCAUUGCUCUUUGUUGAUAACUCUGGUGCUGAUAUUGUUCUCGGGAUGCUUCCAUUAGCACGAGAACUUCUCCGACGUGGGACUGAGGUUGUUCUGGUUGCAAAUUCCUUGCCCGCUUUAAAUGAUAUUACUGCGAAUGAACUUCCUGAGAUUGUGGCUGAAGCUGCAAAGCAUUGUGAUACCAUUAGAAGAGCUGCAGAAGCUGGAGGGUUGCUAGUGGAUGCGAUGGUAAGCAUACAAGAAAAAGGAUUGAAGAACCAAUCUCCUUCAGUUUCACUAAUGAUUGCUGAGAAUGGAUGUGGAAGCCCUUGCAUUGACUUACGACAAGUCAGCUCAGAGCUUGCAGCUGAUGCAAAAGAUGCAGACUUGGUAAUUCUAGAAGGCAUGGGCCGAGCAAUCCAUACUAAUUUGAAUGCUCGUUUCAAAUGUGAUGCACUGAAGCUUGCAAUGGUGAAGAAUCAGAGACUGGCUGAAAAGGUUUUUAAUGGGAAUAUAUAUGACUGCAUUUGUCGAUUUGAGCCUAGAAAUGAAUCUGUUGCAUCUACUGAAACUGAUUCUUGGGAUAACUAACAACUGGUGAAUUACAGAAAGGUAAACCGAACUUUUUCUGAAAUUGGAGGCUAAAUGAUCUUCACAGAAAGAGUUUCUACUAUUUAUCAAAAUCCGAAGUUGCUCAACUCCUCUGGCUGCUAACCACUUCAUGAAAAUUGCACGUAAGAGUGUUAUGUUGGCUGUCAAUCUAGUGUAAGGUGAUGAUUGUGGUAUUUCAACAAGUGAUUAUUCUUGAGAUGGAUAUUUUUCAACUAUCUUUGGAAUUGACAGAAUAUGAGCUAUCGUUGUAUAUACAUAUGGAUUGAUAAAUGGUAUAAAAUGGAGCUUUAUUUA